Molecule: messenger RNA, 1755 nt
Organism: Talpa occidentalis (Iberian mole)
Lineage: Eukaryota; Metazoa; Chordata; Mammalia; Eulipotyphla; Talpidae
Gene: GJD2
Product: gap junction protein delta 2
Exons: 2
Coding region: 110-1075 (321 amino acids)
Biological process (GO): cell communication
Cellular component (GO): connexin complex
Source: RefSeq, a predicted model, not a curated record
GGGGGGAGCAAUUCGCUCCCAGUCGGGAGGUGCGGCCCGGGGAGGGGCCAGGAGCGGGAACGUGCCCGGUGCUGCCCAGCCUUUGUCUGCUGCCUCCGGAUGCACAGCCAUGGGGGAAUGGACCAUCUUGGAGAGGCUGCUGGAAGCCGCGGUGCAGCAGCACUCCACUAUGAUCGGGAGGAUCCUGUUGACCGUGGUGGUGAUCUUCCGGAUCCUCAUAGUGGCCAUUGUAGGGGAGACGGUGUACGAUGAUGAGCAGACCAUGUUUGUGUGCAACACCCUGCAGCCCGGCUGCAACCAGGCCUGCUAUGACCGGGCCUUCCCCAUCUCCCACAUACGCUACUGGGUGUUCCAGAUCAUAAUGGUGUGCACUCCCAGUCUCUGCUUCAUCACCUACUCUGUGCACCAGUCUGCAAAGCAGCGAGAACGCCGCUACUCUACUGUCUUCCUGGCCCUGGACAGAGAUCCUCCUGAGUCCAUGGGGGGUCCUGGAGGAACUGGGGGUGGGGGAAGCGGUGGAGGCAAGCGAGAAGAUAAGAAGCUGCAAAAUGCCAUUGUUAAUGGAGUACUGCAGAACACAGAAAACACCAGCAAGGAGACAGAACCCGACUGUUUAGAGGUUAAGGAGCUGACCCCACAUCCGUCAGGGCUGCGCACCGCGGCACGAUCCAAACUCCGAAGGCAGGAAGGCAUCUCCCGCUUCUACAUUAUCCAAGUGGUGUUCCGAAAUGCCCUGGAGAUUGGAUUUUUGGUGGGCCAAUACUUUCUCUAUGGCUUCAGCGUCCCGGGCUUGUACGAGUGUGACCGCUACCCCUGCAUCAAAGAAGUGGAAUGUUACGUCUCCCGGCCUACCGAGAAGACCGUCUUCCUAGUGUUCAUGUUUGCAGUGAGUGGCAUCUGUGUUGUGCUGAACUUGGCCGAACUCAACCACCUGGGAUGGCGCAAGAUCAAACUGGCUGUGAGAGGGGCGCAGGCCAAGAGGAAGUCAGUCUAUGAGAUCCGCAACAAGGACCUGCCCCGAGUCAGUGUUCCCAAUUUUGGCAGGACUCAGUCCAGUGACUCUGCCUAUGUGUGAAGGGUCAGGUUUUGGGAAGGCCUAGGGGUCAGGAGCCCCAAAUCACUGCUCAUGAGUGGCUUUAUCUGCCGCUCAUUCAUGUAACUCGUACCCCUGAGAUGUGAGCUCAGGCUGGGUAAGAGAAGAUCUUGUAUCAAUGGGAGAGGAGAGGAAGCAGAACCACUGUCACGUGUCACACCACUGGUUCUGCAGAGACAACUGGGUGGAGCGAUGAGACAGAUGAGUUGGACUUCUUUUAUGGCCCAGUCUGCUCUUGGCAACAGUGGACUCGCACAGAUCCCAAGUAGAAUGUAGCUCUGCUGAGCUCCGUAUCCUGGUGAAUGGCAUGAGUCAAACACUUCAUCGGUAAAGAAAUUGUGACCUAUCUCAAUACAUCCCUUCAUCCUGGGCUGCAGGAAAACAUCCUUGAGACAUCUUUCGUGUACCUCCCCCAACCAGCAUGCCCCUUUUCCUCAAUCCAGGAUAGCAUGCCAGCUGUUUUUCUGAAUCUGGCCUUACAGUAGUAGACCUAAUAUGGCUAAUCUGCAAGUUAGAGGGAAUGACAUGGGGUGCUUUGUGGAGAAUGGCCAUGCAGAGGUUUGCACUUCAGCCCUAUCCAACUGGCCCUUAGUCAUUAUGAAACCUUAGGAAUGUCUCAAUAUUUCCCAUUUUCUUACUCAGACUGCACUGGUGCUGUUUAU